Peronospora matthiolae is the source of this 816-nucleotide messenger RNA. Lineage: Eukaryota; Oomycota; Peronosporomycetes; Peronosporales; Peronosporaceae. The record is from the annotation of a GenBank genome assembly.
AUGAAGCAGUGGCCACUGCCUCGUGAACAGGUCACAGCGAUCGACAAAUUCUUUGUCGAUCGUUUAGCUGCUGGUCAUGUGAGGGAAUCAACAUCUCCACACAGCUCUCCGACCUUCUGUGUGCGAAAAGCAACAGGAGGGUGGCGGAUAGUGCACGCGUUCAACAAACUUAACGCUGCAACGGUACCGGAACAAACGCCGAUCCCAAGAAAGGACGUCAUCAUAGAUGGUAUGGCAAAGAGUACCAUCUUUUCGUACAUGGAUUUGAUGGAUGGAUUCUAUCAGAUCCUCAUGCGUGAAUGGGACAUCCCUUACACAGCAGUGAGCACCCCCAGUGGUAUGCUCUGGGAGUGGCUAGUGAUGCCACAGGGGCUUAGUAACGCCCCCGCAACGUUUAACAGAUGUGCUAAAAACCUGUUGCGUUCGGUGCGCGAUUUCGCACCGAGUCACUUCGACGAUGUCUUCGUCCAUGGCCGGGCUAUGGAUGGAAAGGCGGACGUGGAGGUUCAUAGAAUCCACGUCCAGAAGGUUCUUACACUUACGCAAGAGCAUAAGUUGUUCGCGAACCUGAAGAAGUGUAUAUUCGCAGCGAACGAAAUACCACUCCUUAGCUGCAUCGUGGAUAAAAACGGUGUACGCCCUGAUCCGGAAAAGAUAAAGGUGAUUAGUGACUGGCCUGUGCCAGUCGACAUCAAGGGACUUCAUAAGUUCCUUGGCUUGGCAGCGUAUUUGCACAACAAAACACGCAACUAUGCCGAGAUGACCGUGGAUCUCUCUCGUCUACUAAAAAAACGAGAGGUGGUCAUCGAGCGCUGA